Messenger RNA from Panonychus citri (citrus red mite), 919 nucleotides. Its product is annotated as coiled-coil domain-containing protein 32-like. The transcript has 2 exons. Gene Ontology annotation, biological process: cilium organization. NCBI's taxonomy places the organism in Eukaryota, Metazoa, Arthropoda, Arachnida, Trombidiformes, Tetranychidae. The coding region runs from base 94 to 534 and encodes 146 amino acids. The record is from RefSeq and is a predicted model, not a curated record.
AGAAUUUGAGUUUUUUAGUAGAAAUUAAUUUUCCAAUCGAUUGUUUGAUUAACCAGUUUAAUUACCUUUAAUUUAUUUUGAUUAUUUUGUAAGAUGUCUAAUAUUUGGGGUUCAGUUGAUCACCUGGCUGAGGAGAAAUUAAAAUUCGAUAAUCAUUUCGAACCAAGUGAAUCAUUUGAACCAAUGAAUGACAGAGAUGAAUAUCUGAAUAAAUUGGAGUCUAGAUUGAAAAAGAUUAAAGGAAGUGAUCGUGAACCUUCAACCAAAGAGAUUCUGAAAUGUUUAAAUUCUGCCAAGGAAGAUUUUCUAUCCAAUUUCCAUUCAAAUGAAUGUAGUACAUUGGAUAAUCAAGAAUUGGAUAAUCCUGUUGAUUCACAUGGUCUUAAUCCGAGUAAAUUGUUAAAUGAUUUAGAAAGGUGUGUCUUCCCUCAUCGAUCAUCAAACAAUCCAGAAGAAUUGGAGAAACUGUUGAAAUGUGAUAUUUUGUCAAUUCUCACCGAGAGAUCAGCAAACAUGGACAAAAGUGACAAUUAAAUCAAUUGUCUCCUAUAAUGGAAAUUACAUUCUAAUAAUAAUAAUUAGUGUUUAAUUAUUAUUCCUUUCAAAUCUCUUCUUCCGAUAACAAGAUAGUGAAAGUCAACAAUUAUUCAACAAUUGAUUGACAAUUAACUCUUAUCGAUAAUACGUUAAUAUAUUUUCUCAUUACUUCAAGUUAUACUCAUAGAAUAUUUAAAUUGUUGACAAUUAACUCAUGCCAAGUCAAACAUUUUCUUAAUUUUCAAGGUCCAAUAUCUUAACAAUUAAGAGUCAAUUCCCCAGCAAUUUAAUUGUAAUGCAAAUCAUGAGCAAAUUGUUCAGAAAAAAAGAGAGAAAGUCAAUAUAAUUAAAAUUGUUUUUAUUAAAUUGUUUUACACAACAA